Drosophila ficusphila is the source of this 760-nucleotide messenger RNA. RefSeq lists its product as uncharacterized. Lineage: Eukaryota; Metazoa; Arthropoda; Insecta; Diptera; Drosophilidae. The record is from RefSeq and is a predicted model, not a curated record. The transcript is spliced from 2 exons. Bases 95 to 541 code for a protein of 148 amino acids.
UUACAAAAUGAAGCUCUCAGUAGCCAGAGGCUUUGAGCUAAAUUCAAAAUUUAUAUGAAAAAUAAAACAAAAUUUUCUGUUAUCGCGUUAAAAUAUGCACAAGACCUGGAAUAAAUCGUUUCACAAGCGAAAAAUGUGGAGGACCGUAUCAAAGCCAGGAAAAUUGGUGUACUAUAUGCAGCCCCUGGUCGAGCACUUCUUCGAUAUCUGGAUGCAACCACUUCCCUUUCCGACUCUCCUCAAGUUCCUCUAUAGCUGCGUGCUGCUCUUCUUCAUACUGAUCCCGAUCCUGUUCCCACUACUCGUCCUUCUUUUUUACUAUGGAAUAUGGCAAUUCGUGGGAGAUCGGCAUUUCGGGGUGGUUCCGCCGGAUAAUUGGGACCUACUAGGAGCCACCUCCCAGCUUUGGCACUUUGAGGUCACCAACAAGAAGUAUCUGCUGUUCGUGACCAUGUACAUCGAUAGGUACCGAGUCAUUAUAACCGCCAUAUCUUCGACAGUCGACUAUAUGCGUAUGGCUCUCUGCUUCGUCUUCAGCUGAGCCAGGAUCGCGAAAUAGCCGACGUUUAUUUGCCAAUUGCGGCCGGGGAGUUUGACUAACCUGUGGUUGUCGGAACGUAUUUCAAGAGCUCCUCAAAAUGUUAGAGUUUUCUCUAACUAUUGGAAAACAUGUGUUAUGAAGAAUAUUCAUUCCAAAUUAAAUUUUUUUUUGUAAUUGGCCAUACAAGUUUUGGCAUAAAAAUAUAUAUAUAUAUAUAAG